AUGGCUGGCACUUAUGAUAUCGAAGAGCAGAGAGUUAUUGACAGAAUUAGGUGUAUCGCUUUUCGCGAAGCUCGAGAUGCUGGCGCAACAUUUAUCGAUCGAAAUUGGAUCGCCGAUAAAGUUCAUCGUUCGAUUCGAUUUAUCACAGACUGGUGGCAAAAGUCAUAUGAUCAAUGUUUUGCUGAUUAUUCAAACGCUGGUCGUAAGCUUAAAUUAUCACAAGCAAGUCAAGACAUCAUUCGUGAGGCGAGUGGUCGACAAGGAAAAAGUUGUUCCGUUGUGGCGAAGAAGAUUGCAGAAAAGCAGAAGGAAUAUGUCACUAGAAGAACAAUUAAUAAUUAUCGUCACAGAGAAGGAUUAAAACCAUUUCAUGUUAUUCCACAACCGCUAAAAUCUGAAACUCACAUAUCAGAUCGAUUGUGGCUGUGCGAUUGGUUAAAAGAUUGGACUGAAGAGGAUUUUCUUCAUCUGGCACCAUCGGAUGAAUUUUACGUGUGGGUUGUUCGUCGACCAAAUUAUCAGAAUGAUAGAGUUUGGGCAAAAAGCGUCGAUGAUAUCGAAGAAGACGAACAUUAUCGUGAAAUGGUUAAAAACCAACCAUGCAUUGGAAUUUUUGUGAUAUUCACGGCUAAAAGGUUACAUUGGGUGAUUAAAGACAAAGGUGAAUCCUGGACUGGUCAAUAUUUUCGUGAUAUAAUUUUGACUGAACACGUCCUUCCAUUCUUAAAAAAUGAAGAAAAUGUCAUUGAUCCCGAUGAAGUUAUUUUUAUCCAUGACAAAGCACCAUGUAUGCGAGCAUAUCCUACCCAACAUUUGCUUCAAGACAAUGAUAUUAAAUUUUGGGGUAAUGAUAUUUGGCCUGGAAAUUCACCUGAUCUCAAUGUGGCAGAACAUAUUGGAACAAUUAUCAAAGAUGAAGUCGAGAAAAAAAUGUUAUCAGAAACAAGAGAUUCUCGCUACCUUGAAGAAACACUCAAGAUGCAUCUUUCAGAUGUUUUGACAAACAUGGAAACCGACAGUGAUCUAUUCGAAACCGUUCUAUGUUCGUAUCCAUCUCGAUUACGUGCAGUAAAGAAUGCUAACGGUCGUCAUACUGAUUAUUGA
Rotaria sordida is the source of this 1104-nucleotide messenger RNA. NCBI's taxonomy places the organism in Eukaryota, Metazoa, Rotifera, Eurotatoria, Philodinida, Philodinidae. The record is from the annotation of a GenBank genome assembly.